AGAGACAGAUCUACUUGAAACAAUAACCAAAAAUCCAUUUUUAUCUUUAAACCCUCUUUCUUUCACUUGCAUCAUGGCCGAAGCAAAUAUCCAUUACCAAAAGGCUGGUCUCCCAGUAGUUACCCCAGAUGAAGACGAAGAGCUCACCCAGGCUCUCACGUCCCUGGCUGACCCCGACUCUCUCGAAGAAGGGGCUCUUCUGGCAGAUGGCGCUGAUCCUUCGGGAGGCAACCAACUGGAAACCGUCUACUAUGUCAACUUCAAUCCGAACACCUCCGCUGAGCUCAAGCCCCAGCUUGAGGCAGUCUCAGCCAACGUCAACCUUAACAGCAAUUUUUUUAGUGUCAAGGCCGAUGCUGCUGUCGCAGAGAAAAUUCCUUCCGGUACUCAGACUAAGAAGGCCAACUACAAGGCGAAGGUGAUCAAUCAUCUCGCCCAAACCGCGCCGUGGUAUGUAUUGGACAAUGCAAUGCAACAAAAUAGUAUUUCAUAUCUGCUCUACGAAUAUACACUAACAUAUGGCCCCAGGAUUGCCAACGUUGGCCUCCAGACACAGAAAAAGAACUUCAAAGUUGAAAAGAAUGUGUUCCAUGACACGCUUGUGAAGACCUUCACCCAUGGGUUGAACUUGCCGGAGACCAUCACAGCAAAACUAGAAAACUUUCUACAAAACGUCAAAAAUGUCAUCGAUAAAGCUUCGGACACUUCCGACAGUUUGACAUUCUUCAUCUUGAUUACCCUCUACCAACAGGAUGACGUUGCAAAAAUAUGGCGACCAUACAUCCGAACGAUCUACUUCAGAGUGGACCAAAGCUUGAGUGAAUACACCAAGAAAAAGGGUGACAAGAGCUCCGGCAAGGAUGUGAAUGUUGAUUUCGAAUACGUGCAGUCAGAUGGCCAGUUCAACAAUGCUCUAUUUGAGAGCAACGCCAAAACGGGUAUCAACCAGCUCAUAAACGCGAAAUCAGCCGAUUUCAUCAAGAAUACUUUGUUUGAUGUUUCUGUUGAUGACUGAGAGAUUGAUUAGGAAAUGCCCUUUUUGUACAUGGGCAGCUAAUGACAUGAACGGAAUUUUACGCGCUAUCAUUUCAGAAACUCCAAUGAGAUCUUUCUAUGUUUUUUCCUAGAAAUAACUUUCAAAUUUGAAUCAUGCAGAGUAGUAAUUACAAGCUUUGAAUUGUGAUUUCUCGGCGAUUGCUGCCUCAGUUUCUGUUUUCCUUGUGUUUUUUCACCACUGUCUACCUAGGUACCUUUGUUUAGAGCAAAUCAUCUUGGAGAAAUAGUAAUUAUAAAUGAAGAAACUUUU
Messenger RNA from Talaromyces stipitatus ATCC 10500, 1306 nucleotides. RefSeq lists its product as uncharacterized. Lineage: Eukaryota; Fungi; Ascomycota; Eurotiomycetes; Eurotiales; Trichocomaceae. The record is from RefSeq and is a predicted model, not a curated record. The transcript has 2 exons. The coding region runs from base 74 to 1015 and encodes 313 amino acids.